AUGGCGGCGGCUGACGGUCCCCUGCAGCUGCUGGAGGUGUGCGAGCAGAGGCUGUCCCGGUUUCUCCAUGAUGCUGAGCACAAGCACUUGGCCUGGCUCCGGGAGGUGGAGGAGCAGGGCCUGAGGAUGCUAGAUAGCAACUUUGGGGCUGAACCCGAGUUAAUGUCCAAAACACCCUCCCAGAGGAGGCGACCCAGGAAGAGGCAAUCCUCCUGCCUGAAAGAGGACGGUAAGGAGGCCAGCAGGAGGAGGUCAUCCAGGAGGAGGAACAGCACCAAGCUGGUGCUGUCCAAGCCGAGCUGCCAGCGGCGCCUCAGCAAAUUGCCACCGGAGAGCCCGGGCCAGGGGGCACAGGUGCCCACAGCCAGCUGCCCAGGGGAGCCUCAGGCCAGCCUUGGGGCUGAGUGCCCAGUGCUGACUGGGACGUGGCCACCAGAAGCAGCAGUUCCCCUGGUGGAGGCGGCUCCUCAGGGUGCCCCCUGCGGGGCUGGCAGUGGGGAGGAGGUGCCCUGGGGGGUCACAGCCCCUGGGCUGCCUGAGGCCUCUCCUGUGGCUGCGAUCUCCACAGCGAGGGAGGAAGAGAGCCCCGGAGCAGCCAGAACCUCCACUGCCAGGGCUCCCAGAGCUGCAGGUGCUGCAGUGCUCCCCGGGGAUCAGUCUCCUCAAGGCCUCCAGGACUCCAACUGCAAAGCAGCCCCAGGGAGAGCAGACCCUCGCCGCUGCUCAGGGCACCGCUGGAGCCGCAGGGCCUCCCUGGCAGGGAAGUGCCCUCUGGGCAGCAGGAGGAAGGGCAUCAGCCGCAGGUCUGCCAGCAGGGCCGCCUCCAGGAAGGCAGCAGCAAGAGAGUCGUCCUCAGCCUGCAGCAGAGUGAGCAGCCAAAACUCCUUGGAGGUGUUUGUGGAAGAUGAUGUGAGAGGCAGCACCAGACCCAGGCUGGAAGCAGACCCCCCAGGUGCAGAGGCUCCUGAGGACAUCCCUGUCUCAAGCAGAAGCUCUGCUCAGCACCAGGCAGAGCACCAGCAAGGUUUCUUCACAGGAAGCUGUGCCAAGCUGAGCAGUGAGCCCCAGAAGGAGAACCAGGAAGCACCUCACUGUGCCAAGCCCCAGGAGAAGCCCACACACAUCUGGACCAGAAGCUGCAGGCAGGCAGUGGGAGCGCUCUGGCACGGCCCCCGCAGCCUGUCCCCACUGGAUGACAAGCAGAAGAAUUCAGCAAACCAGCCCCCAUCCUCCUCCUCCCCAGCCAGCAAGGUGGUCAGGCCGCUGAGGAACUUCCUGCAGGCAGUGCAGUGCAGCCAGCUGCUGGCCAGCUCCGGGCCCCCCGCCCAGGGAGGGGGCAUCAAGGGCUUCAUCCGGCGCCACACCCCCACCAGGCCUGCUGUCAAGGGAGACUUUGUUGAGAGGGAGCGGCAGAGGCUGGAAAGCCUCAGGAAGAAGCAGGAGGCUGAGGAACAGAGGAGGAAGAAAGUGGAGGAGGAGAAGAGACGACGUCAGGCAGAGAUGAGACAAAAGAGGGAAGAGAGGCUGAGGAAGGCACUGCAGGCCAAGGAGAGGGUAGAACAAAUGGAGGAAGAAAAGAGGAGGAAGAGGAUGGAGCAGAAGAUGCUGCAGAGUGAUGAGAAGGUCCGUCCCUCACAGCUGCGGGAUGAGAAGGUGGCAGAGGAGCGGAGCAAGAAGAAGCUGUCCAAGAAGCUGGAGGAAGCUGAUGCAAGGAAGCAGAAGGCCCUGAGGAGGGAGGAAAAUGAACUUGAGCAGCAAGAACCACAGCAGAAGAGAGAGGAUGAGGUGAAAGGAAAGAAGGUCUGGGAACUGAAGAGUCUUGUGGAGCAGCGACAGUUGGAGCACAUGAAGGAGAGGUACCAGCUGCUUGCUGCCCUGGAGGGGCUGCCCAUGGGCAAGCAGAACAUGCAGGCAAAGGAGGAUGCUCUGCAGGAGCCCCAGCAGCUGGGAGGGGAGAAAAAACUCGGGGAGCCAGAAGCUCUGCCUGCUGGCUGUGACACGUGGCUGAGCAAAGCUGUGAAGAGGUCUGUCUCUGCCUCCUGUCUGGAGUCCCUGAAGGUGGAUACCAACAACUAUGGGAUGGAUCUGAACAGUGAUGACUCCACAGACGAUGAGAAUGAGCCCCGGAAACCUGUCCCUGCCUGGGCCGAGGGGUCUCAGCUAAACCAAGCUGUGGUACACCAGUACUACCACCCGGUGGACGUGGACCAGAUCUUUGGCCUAAUCCUCAGCCCCAGGCUGGAGGACAUCUUCGGCAAGAGCAAGCCCAGGUACUUCAAGCGCACCAGCUCGGCUGUCUGGAGCUCCCCUCCCGGCGCCCAGCCCCCCUGCAGUUGCAAACCCUGA
This is a messenger RNA of Indicator indicator, 2346 nucleotides long. RefSeq names its product inner centromere protein-like. Gene Ontology annotation, cellular component: nucleus; chromosome passenger complex; midbody. Gene Ontology annotation, biological process: positive regulation of protein serine/threonine kinase activity; mitotic cytokinesis; metaphase chromosome alignment. The coding region runs from base 1 to 2346 and encodes 781 amino acids. Lineage: Eukaryota; Metazoa; Chordata; Aves; Piciformes; Indicatoridae. The record is from RefSeq and is a predicted model, not a curated record. The transcript has 17 exons. Gene Ontology annotation, molecular function: protein serine/threonine kinase activator activity.